This is a messenger RNA of Stomoxys calcitrans (stable fly), 1380 nucleotides long. It is a transcript of the gene Mulk, whose product is annotated as acylglycerol kinase, mitochondrial. Gene Ontology annotation, biological process: ceramide biosynthetic process; protein insertion into mitochondrial inner membrane. Bases 173 to 1363 code for a protein of 396 amino acids. Gene Ontology annotation, molecular function: ATP-dependent diacylglycerol kinase activity; acylglycerol kinase activity; ceramide kinase activity. NCBI's taxonomy places the organism in Eukaryota, Metazoa, Arthropoda, Insecta, Diptera, Muscidae. The record is from RefSeq and is a predicted model, not a curated record. The transcript has a single exon. Gene Ontology annotation, cellular component: TIM22 mitochondrial import inner membrane insertion complex; mitochondrion.
AUUGGCAAAAAAGAAACAAGUUGUCGAUUUGUUUAAUAUUUUUAUAUAAUUUCUUUUAUUAAUGCUAGUAAAUUAAACUUAAAAGAAACUGUUAAGUAAAUAGCAGUUUAAUUAACGAUUUAUACGAAGUCAACGAAUUUUAUUCAACAACUCGCCUUUUUGUUUCAACACCAUGGGAGUCUUUCAAUUCUGUAGAAAUCAUUGGAAGAAAUUGACUUUUGCCUCUGUAGUUGCUGGUUAUGGUGCAAACUAUGUGUGGACCGAACAUCAAAUCACUUCGCAUAUGCAGCAAGUGUGUCGCAGUCUUCCAGAAAUAGCCUCAUCCCGACCCUACAGAGCAGUGGUGGUAAUAAACCCAGUGGCCAAUGACAAGAAGUGUGAAAAGAUUUUUCGCAAAUAUUGUGAACCCAUUUUACAUUUGGCCGGCUAUUCAGUGGAGGUUGUCAAGACUAAAGAAAUUGGCUCCGCCAAGUCAUUGAUAGAAUCACUGCCCACUUUGCCUGAUGUUUUGGUUAUAGCCGGAGGGGAUGGCACUUCCUCUGAGGUGGUAACAGGUCUAUUAAGGCGCAAAGAUGAACCUUGUCCCAUACUUCUGUUACCUUUGGGAGAACGUAAUGAAACCGUUUCGGCUUUCCUUCCCGUCGAUUCCAAAAAGAAGGUGGAAUAUGUGAAAUGUUUAUCCUCAUGUGUGGUGUCUUUGGUGCAGGAACGUCUACGCUAUCGCAAUGUGCUGAAAUAUGAAGUUUUGCCCGAUGAGAAUGAUCCUGAACCUCAUCGUCCCAUAUAUGGCUUGCAAAGAUUCUCCUGGGGCUUAGUGAGAGAUAUUGAGGCCAAAAAGGAUAAAUAUUGGUAUUUUGGUUUCCUAAGACAUCAGGCAUCGGCAUUGGCCACAUCAUUUUCCAAUGAGAUGUCUCGCAAUAUAACUGCCAUGCUAACAUGUACCCCACCCUGCCCGGGAUGUACCAAAUGUGCAGAGACUAAGACACAUACCCAAAGAGUUUUCAAAAAACUGUUCUCCCCCAAGACAGCAACACCUGUGGCUGCUUUAACAGUGGCCAAUGAUUCAUGUGGCCUAAAGGAGCAACAUCAAGUGCAGGCUAAACAAGUGGACAUCGUCAAUGUUCAGAAUGAGAAAAACUUUUCGGAAUUGCAUACCCAAGUAAUAGAGUCCAUUGAUUCUGGUUUGGAUUUUAUAAUGCAUAUAAAAGAGAAGAUGGAGCCAUCUCUGUUGCUGAAAAGUCGAACUGUUGAAAUUAUACCCAAGGACAUGGACAUGCCAACGUAUGCCAUAGAUGGUGAAGAGUAUGAUGCAAGAGCUGUUAAGAUUUCAUUGUUACCGAAUGCUAUUAAAUGUUAUUGUUAAUAAAAAAGUGAACAAAA